GCUCUCACUUCAAUUCUUUUCUAUGGCCGGUUUUGGAUAUCCUAACUGCACACACACACCUCCCCAAUUGCAGAGAUGGACAUCCAUCCUAAAGCAAAUUCUCUUUGGCUCACCAUUUUCAAUCCAAAGGUUCUUGAAAGAAAACCGACCCUUUUCUUGAACCCACCACCUACUCCUUGAAGUUUAAUCAAAACAGCAACAUCAUAUCAAACAUCCUCCGUUCUCUUUCAGAAGGGAAAAAGAGAUUCCUUCCAUGCCCUACACCUUUUGCCUUUCAAAUAUUCCCUCAUUGUGUACAAAUAAAUGCCACCUAUUGAUUCUUCUUUUAUGCUCUCACCCUCUCCAUCCCUUGGCGUCUCAUCUCCUUCCUCUCGACAAUGGUUCCAGAGUUAGAGAAACCUCGAGUUACAGAGAUACAAGUCCGAAUGGAUUGUAAUGGAUGCGUGCAGAAGAUCAAGAAGGCACUGCAUGGAAUUAAUGGUAUAUAUGAUCUCUAUAUUGACAUCUCCCAACAGAAGUUGACAGUAAUUGGGUGGGCAGAUCCAGAAAAAAUAGUGAAAGCCAUUAGGAAAACUAGAAAGAUUGCCACUAUAUGUUCCCACACAGAGCCACCAGAUCAGACGGCUGCUCAGCCAACGGAACCACCACAACAACAACCUGAAGGUGGUGCACCACCACCACCAAACAACGAAGCAGCAAACCCUUCCCUAGCAGCUCCACCGGCUGAAUCAUCACAGCCAGCAGAGCCACCAAAAGACCCACCACCACCUGAGAAUCCACCACCAGAAGAGAAACCAUCACCGUCACCGUCACCUGUUGCUACAGAAUCCAAUGCAAACCAGCCUGCAGGCCCCGCACAAGCCCCUGGACCAAAAGAUGUAGGAGAGGUUCACGUCAUAUACCAUCACCCACCUGACUAUGGGUACAGAUAUAGCUAUGGUCAUAGUUAUGGUGGUCCGUGGAACAGAUACCCAAGCAGCCAUGAACUUCCACCAGAGCCCAGAUACCCUACUAGCCAUGGACUUCCACCAGAGCCUAGAUACCCAACUAGCCAUGGACUUCCAUCAGAGCCCAGAUACCCUACUAGCCAUGGACUUCCGCCAGAGCCUAGAUACCCAACUAGCCAUGGGCUUCCACCAGAGCCAAGAUACCCUAAUGGCCAUGGACUACCACGAGGACCACCACAGCCAAUCUACGUGACUCACAGCUACAACACAUACAGGCCAUCAGCAUAUGUCACAGAAUAUGAGUACAUCCGCUCUCCACCUCGCCACACAAUUUACAGUAGGAUGGAUCAUUACAGUGAGGAUUAUCAUGAAAAUACUCGCAAUGGAAACAUCACAUCCAUCUUCAGUGAUGAAAAUCCAAAUGCGUGUAGGAUAAUGUGAAACUUUCAGGAAGAUUGCAAGAGAAAUGGGGCACUGUCUUACGCCUCUGGAAAAGAUCAGAGAACGUGAUGGAGAAUAAAAAAAAAAAAAUCUGGCGGCACUAAGAUUUCCAAAUAAGAAUGAAAAUGUUUGAGGGAAGAAUGAGAUUCUAAGCUUGUAAUUGCCGGAAGAAUUGAUUCUGUAUUCCACUUCUGAUUGGGCUGAUAAUACAUACUGCCUGCUAUUAAA
Hevea brasiliensis (rubber tree) is the source of this 1616-nucleotide messenger RNA. RefSeq lists its product as uncharacterized. Bases 378 to 1388 code for a protein of 336 amino acids. NCBI's taxonomy places the organism in Eukaryota, Viridiplantae, Streptophyta, Magnoliopsida, Malpighiales, Euphorbiaceae. The record is from RefSeq and is a predicted model, not a curated record. Gene Ontology annotation, molecular function: metal ion binding. The transcript has 3 exons.